AUGAACUUGAUUGACUUCAUUGGCAACUGGCUCGCGGCGCUGUUUCGCUCACCAUUGCUCCUGCUACGCGUACUACUCCCACAUCCUUUUGCACGUGCUCGGCCAAGUAGAGCUCGAGAGGCUGACAAUAUGCCCAUCUCGUACCAUGACGAUGAGACUUGGGCGGACAUUGAGCCGCUGCCCCAGGAUGAUGGUGGCCUUCACCCGCUGGCUGCCAUUGCAUAUACGGAUGAGUACAGCGAGGCCAUGGGCUACUUGCGCGCCGUCAUGGCGAGGAAUGAGUUUAGCGAGCGGGUGCUUGGGCUUACGGAGCACAUCAUCAGCAUGAACCCCGCCCAUUACACUGUCUGGCUGUAUCGCGCCAAGACUGUUUCUGCAAUUGGUAGAUCGCUGCAGGAUGAGAUUGCGUGGCUCAAUCCGACUGCGCUGAAGCACCUCAAAAACUACCAGAUAUGGCAUCAUAGACACACCAUCAUCGAUGCCCUUGGCUCGCCAGAAGGCGAAGCCGAAUUCAUCGACAAAAUGCUGGAGCAGGACUCAAAGAACUAUCACGUGUGGAGCUACAGGCAAUGGCUAGUCAAGCGCUUCGAUUUGUUCGAUAAGCCAGAGGAACUCGAGUGGACGCACGGCAUGAUCGAAGACGAUGUGCGCAACAACUCGGCUUGGAACCACCGCUACUACCUGGUAGUCGAAGGCCGCAAGGGGAAACCAAGCGAGGACAUUGUCCAGCGGGAGAUUGAAUACACCAAAUCAGCUAUUCGCAAGGCUCCGCAGAACCAGAGCCCAUGGAACUACGUCUUGGGCAUCGUUCGCGCAGCUGGAAUGCCCAAGUCGACCCUCAAAGACUUUGCCUUGGAAUUCGCUGAUGUGCAGAGGCCCGAAGAGGUGUACUCAAGUCACGCCCUGGAUCUCCUGGCCGAUAUCUAUGCGGAGGAGGAAAACAGCAAGGAAGAGGCCAGAAAGGCGCUGGAUCUUUUGGCGACAAAGUAUGAUCCCAUCCGCGCCAGUUACUGGAAUUUCAGAAAAGGCUUGCUAGACCAUCCAAAGGUUGCUGCAGAUGUCAUUGCCUAA
Plenodomus lingam JN3 is the source of this 1071-nucleotide messenger RNA. RefSeq lists its product as uncharacterized. Gene Ontology annotation, cellular component: cytoplasm; protein farnesyltransferase complex; CAAX-protein geranylgeranyltransferase complex. Gene Ontology annotation, molecular function: CAAX-protein geranylgeranyltransferase activity; protein farnesyltransferase activity. Gene Ontology annotation, biological process: protein farnesylation; protein geranylgeranylation. Lineage: Eukaryota; Fungi; Ascomycota; Dothideomycetes; Pleosporales; Leptosphaeriaceae. The record is from RefSeq and is a predicted model, not a curated record.